Gloeophyllum trabeum ATCC 11539 is the source of this 1239-nucleotide messenger RNA. RefSeq lists its product as uncharacterized. The transcript has 2 exons. Bases 1 to 1029 code for a protein of 342 amino acids. Lineage: Eukaryota; Fungi; Basidiomycota; Agaricomycetes; Gloeophyllales; Gloeophyllaceae. The record is from RefSeq and is a predicted model, not a curated record.
AUGAUAUCUCGACUCGGCGCUGAUGCAUUCUGGAACCGCCUGCACCUUCUGUAUGCAUACGAAGCCGAGAAACGCGCCCUGCGCUACACGCAGCGCAUAGACCGCUCCGAACGCAAUCACGAUGCCCCCGACUUGGAGUACCGCCCAGGACAGAUAGCGUACGCGUGGGGCGGCAAUACGAACGCGUACUUUGACUUCCUCGCCAUGCACAGGUACAAACUCAAUAAGGAGGAGCGCGCACUUGAGCAGUACUACCGGCCUUUCGCAGCAAAAAAGCUUAUUGGCAAGUACUGCGUCAUCCUGAGCCGCUUGAACCACGACCCGCACGAGAAUCAGUAUUUGGUGUGCUUGUUGUCGACGUUCGGGGGGACGGAGCACGCGAAGGAGGUCAGGACGCCUGUGAAUCGGUUCUUUGCGGUGCCCAUGGGUCCGUGGAUCGAGGGCUCAGCUGGGAAUAUUGAACCCAUCCACACGAAUCCGCCGUGGAACAAACCAUCGUUCGUGUUCGGGGCGCCCGUGAUACGCCGCGUAAUCACCUCUGCGCGACUGCCGUAUCUGUAUAGCCUGGCUCCCGGGGAGCUGGACCGGUUGCUGGCCAUUCUCCGCAUCAAGGUUGAGCGAUUCCAUAAGCGCUCUGACGAGUUGAGAGCAGAGUUCUUGUAUACUCUGCGUCACAUCAAAUCUCGUGAUGCCCGUGACCUCGAGAGGGUUGAAGAGUUCGCAGAGGACGUCGAUCCUACGCGAGCAUACUUGCCUCGCGAGACGCGUCGGCAGAAGGAAGCCAAGCAGAGCGAAGCCGCUCGCGCGAGGGCGGACGUCGACGCGUCUCGAUGGGAUAAUGGGCCAGGGUCGAAGAAGAGGACCUACUUCACUCCUUUACACUUGUUGUCCACGGGCGGGCAUGAUAUAACAUGGCCGCUACAAUACGUGGAGCACGACAUUGUGCAUUCGUCGCCUGUGUUGUCACAUCGGAAAGUCUACAACACUGUACUCAAGAAUUUACCUCCGAGCCCGCAGUACGGCUCGUAGGUGAUCGUUUCGCAUAUGCGCAGGAGGUGCGUUGAAAUGCAGUGAUACAGUUUAGCGCGAGGCCCGCCGCCCAGCGUAUCACCAAGAAUUUGUGGCCAAUGCUGCUGCAUCAAUUUAGCAAGGACACACGUGACCACUGGGUACAAUAGAGUGUUGUCCCAAGGAGCCACUCAUAUCUCCAGGCCGACUAUCCCGUCUGCGACUACAUCG